CUGCGUGCCAGUCAGUCGGCGACGAGAGCAGCUCGCCGUCGACCGGACUCUAGGAUGUAGUCUCUCUCGCGCGCUUGCUUUCAGUGUACAUUAUAUUAUUCUCUUCUCUCGUUAUCGUUGCUUAGUCCCAUUGUUAGUCCUUAGUUUCUUCACUGUGCGAUGGCUACAGGAUGAACGGCUCGCAGCAGCAGGAGGCGGAGGAGCCCGCCGGUAGUGCCUCGCAGAGUGCCGCCCAACAGCAGCAGCAACCCGGGAGCAGCGGGAAUUCGAGAAACAGCGGCGGCAUCGAGCUCAGCGACGAUGAGGAAUGGAGCAGCCUCGUCGAGCGUGCCGUUCUCGAGAGGACGAAAUCGGAUCGGUCCACGCGCGCCGACGGAGACCGACGUCGUCGCACCAUAAUCGUCGAGAAGAAGAACGGCACGUACGGCUUCACGUUACAGAGCUACGGUAUCCACUACAAAAGAGAGCAAGAGAUAGAGAUGGUGACUUACGUAGACUACGUGGAGUACGACGGACCGGCUUUCAAAGCUGGCAUGCGCGAGGGCGAUGUCAUCCUCUCGAUCAACGGUCAGGAAAUGGACAGGGCCGAUCACAAGACCCUCGUCAACUUCAUCAAGAACUGCGACGCCAGGAUGCGCAUGGUCGUCUCCUUCGAGGAUUGUGUGAGAAAAGUGGAGCUGCAUAUGCGUUACAUCGAACUCCAGCGGGCUUUGCAGUCGCGACUGAGCGAGCUUGAACGAUUGUGUGAACGGGAGCGUUCUAUUCUCAUGGGCCGAUGGAAAACUCACUCGCUGCCAGCCAGGAAGAGAACUCCGAGCAGUCAGGCUGUCUCCGGCGAACCUAGCCUCGAGCCCACGUCCUCCUCGACGCUGAACUCCUCGGCUACGCAAUCCUGCUGCAGACCGGCCUCUUCCACUGAGCACCUGCUGCUUUAUAGCGUGUACGCAGACGGUAGAUCUUUUCUAAUUCCGCGCAGCGCAGCCUGCCUCGUGGCCAUAGGUCCGCCUCGUUCGCGAAGUGACCAUCAUCACUUCCUGUCGAACGUCUCCGUCGAAUCGGCGGCCACUGCCACCUCGACGGCUUCUUCAUCCCGUCACAGUUACCACCAAGCCAACGGUGUUAGCAACACCAACACCCCUUCCAAGAGCAAGGACCGGUCGACUCACAGCAGCAAGACGAACCUGCAAGCACAAGAGCAACGACAGCCAGAACGCCAAAGUACAUCGGAAAACCAAAACCUGCACCCAUCCGCUCGUAAUCUGUGCGUUGCCUGUAUCUCUAGCGCGAGUCGUCGCAACCGCAACGAUCAAGCUCCACAAGGCGACGGUGGAAGCCUAGACGCCUACGAUUUGGCUAGCCCGUGCUGUGAUCCGAAUUGCGUACCCAGUCGUAGACGCAGAGAAAAACAACGAAGCGCCAAACACGAGCAGGGAUCCCAGACGCACCAACAUCAAGUAUGGCACCACCAUUUACAGCAACAGCAGCAACAGCAGCAACAGCAGCAACAACAACAACAACAACAACAAUCCCAGCAGCAAGCAGUCCAAACCCAAACUGCAUCACGAGAGCAACGCGACGCUCAAGCUCAGACACAACCCCGCGAACAUCACUCGAGUAAGCACAAUUGCUCCAGAGCGUCGGGCCACAGUUUGCACUCGAUAACGAGCAGCGAGAUGUCAACCGGAGCCGCUGACAGCGUCGUCUCCUGCUCGACGAGUCUCAGUACGGAUACUCUCUAUUGGGACCCUAAUGUGCAGCACAGGCCGCCACCCUGUCUGCAGUACGCUAAGCCUAAAUCGUGGGAUAAUUUGACGACCAAAGCUUUUGGGGGGUAUGGAUUCGGAUAUGGUUAUCUCGAUACUGCCAAGUCUACCCACAGUGCCGAACGACCCGCAAAAUCUGGUUCAUCAUCCUUGCACCACGGCCGCGCGAAAACCCCGACAAACAGCAGCAGCAGUUGUUCGCAAUCCCGACGCACUUCCGGCACUCAGGUCUACUCCUCGAACAGCGGCAGCGGUCGCCACCACUUUCAGCCAACGAAGUCAACCGAGAGCCUUCUCAUAGCGACGACGCCUUACCCGACGGAGCUCGAUGCGACCCUCAGCUGCGAAUGCCUCGAUGGACCAAAUCCGCGCUUUAUCGCCGUACAGCUCGAGAAGCACAAACGCCAAAACGACACAUCCUCGUCGUACGCCACGAGAGCCGAGGCUCAGCAGCAGCAGGUCAGACACCGGAGAUCCAGUCACUCGGACGCCAAGCAACGAUCGUCGAUCAACGCCUCAGAAAUCACGAGACUCUGAAACAAGAAGUGAUCACAAGAUGACAAUGAUGCAGUUUUCUAUGUACACGCGUAUAUAUUGAAUUAUAUUAUAUAUAUAACGGACAAAUAAAGCGCUUUACAAAGUGGUUUGUUUAAUCAAGUUACGUGCAUUUUUUUUUCUUUCGGGAAGCGGUGCGGAGAGUGAUGCAACGGGGAUUAGUGAGAGUUGGGUAAUUUUAGAUGCGGAAAAUUUUCCACUAUCGGAGAGAUUGCAUGUGUCAUUAAUAUUCUAAAUUUAAAUAUUUUAAAUAUCUCUCUAAAGGAGCUUCGCGAUUUAUCCGCUGUGAAUUGCGGCAGCACUUGCUGUGGUGGUGCAGCAAAGGAGCGUGAAUCAUUACACUUAUUUUCGUUUUUUGACUAAAUAUAGUAUAUGCAAAAAAUAGAAGCACGUGGAGAGUGAGAUGUAGCAAUUUAAGACAUUGAUUUGAUAAAAUGAUAUGGAAAUUGUCUGUUAUAUGGAAAGCUAUUGUACUCUUUUUUGAAUAAAUUUUAUACAGUUGAAGAAAUUA
Messenger RNA from Nasonia vitripennis (jewel wasp), 2829 nucleotides. RefSeq names its product Krueppel-like factor luna (gene ssp6). Bases 171 to 2300 code for a protein of 709 amino acids. Gene Ontology annotation, molecular function: protein binding. The transcript is spliced from 8 exons. NCBI's taxonomy places the organism in Eukaryota, Metazoa, Arthropoda, Insecta, Hymenoptera, Pteromalidae. The record is from RefSeq and is a predicted model, not a curated record.